UGUUUUGCUAGGCUUUUCUCGGGAGCGGACGACAGACGAACGGCUGCGAUGUUUUCAAAGGCAGCGAUGAACGUCACACAGCCGUAGGCUACAGUUAACGCUACAAUAUUUAGAAAAUAACUGUUAAUAUUACGGGAUUUUAAGUUAUAGCGGGACGUGGAUGAGUCGGUAGAAACGUCUGAUCCGGGUCGAAGGUGCAUGAUGAACCGGCUGUGCUGUAGGCGUCUAAGCUAGUCAGGUGCUGCACCAUGGCCAAACCUGGGGGCGACCGAGAUGGAGCCAUGGUGGAUAAGCAGGCGGGGAAGAAGAGUAAAGACAAGCUGUCGCCUUUCACCAAAACUCCAAAGUUGGAUCGGAGUGAAUUGCUGGGAAAGGAAGGGAAAGCCAAGUCUUCCAUGAAGCGCAAGCUUUCCUUCACUGCAAGUCCGCCCCGGACGGAGGAGCGGGACUCAGACACUGAUGACUCAGACCCAGGCCAGUCGAGUGAGACCUGGGGAGAGAGAUUAGUGCCCCCCUGCAGGAUAUACGCAGAUAAGGAUGGACCAGAUAAGAAGAAGGUGAAGAAGGAACCUGGGAGCAGAAAGUCCCAGUCCUCCAACCUUUUAUUCGGGUAUCCGCUGUCUGAGCGCAAACAGAUGGCUCUUCUCAUGCAGAUGACCGCCAACAGUCCAGACUCCACGCCAAGCCACCCCUCGCAGACGACGCCCAUACAGAAGAAGGUCCCCAGCAGCGCCUCGUCUCGACAGAAGGACAAAGUCAACAAGAGGAACGAGCGCGGGGAGACCCCCCUUCAUAUGGCAGCCAUCCGUGGAGACGCCAAGCAAGUUAAAGAGCUCAUUAGCCUGGGAGCCGAUGUCAAUGUCAAAGACUUUGCAGGUUGGACUCCUCUUCACGAAGCCUGUAAUCUGGGUUACUAUGACGUAGCAAAGGUUUUGAUAGCAGCAGGGGCAGAGGUGAACACGCAGGGUCUGGAUGACGACACGCCGCUUCAUGACGCUUCCAGCAGUGGCCAUAAAGACAUUGUGAAACUCCUACUUCGUCACGGCGGUAACGCCUUCCAAGCCAACAAACGCGGGGAGCGGCCGGUGGACGUGGCUGACUCCCAGGAGCUGGAGCAGCUGCUGAAAGGAGAGGUUCCUCUGUCAGAACAAGACGAGAGCUCCUCAGAAUCUGAAGACCCUCCAUCUGUCAAUCCGUCCAGCAUAGACGAAAACAUGGAGGACUCGGACACCGAAAAGGAAUCUGAUGGCAAACCGGUCUCAAAGGCGAUGUCGUCCGUGCUAGGCAUGGACGAGUAUGAAUUCAAAGAUGAGGAAGAAGAGGAGGACCUGAGCAAAGCCCUGAAUGACAGGCACAUCCCCAGGAGGGAGCUGAGGCAGCGGGAGAAGGAGGACAAAGAAAGAAAUCAUGUAGCGGGAAAGCAAAGCAGCAAGAGCGACUCUUCUACCAAGUCCAAAAAAACCAAGAGCUCUCGUGUCCAGUGCAGCUCCGACACUUCCAGCGACGAAAUGGAGAGCCUGUUAGAGAAAAGAAACUCCCCCACCUGCUCCCAGAGCUCAGAGAACCACAAAAUGGACACAAGGUUGAAAAAGGACAAUGUCGAGCUAAAGGACAAGGGUAAAGUGAAGAAGAAGAGCAAGAGCCAGAACAAAAACAAGGAAAACGAGGAAGACGGGAAGGAGAACAGCAAAACUUUAGUCCUCUCACUUGCUACUGUGUCCGAGAGCAACGAAAAGGGGCGGGAGGAGGACUCCUUUAAGAUGUCUUUCAGUCCUAAAGACGACUCCUCUGUCCACCUCUUCCAUCUGUCCUCCAUUAAAUCCCCUAAGCUGAAUCACAGCCUGGCAGACAAGCAGUGUCCACUCAAACAGGAAAACCCCAAGGUGUCCAUCAGCGACAGCUCUUACAACCACUACCCUGAUGCAGAUUACUGCACCGAAAGCUCCAGCACCAAGGGCUGCAAGCACAGGGAAAAGAGCAAGCAUCAACAGAAGGACGCCAGCAUGGACGGAGACGAUGGCCACUCGAGCCCCUGCAAGGACGGCGUGAUAGGAAACAGCAUUGACAGCGGCGAAGGGGUCUUAUGGAAGACUGAUUUGGAUGGAAAAGUGGUGAAGAAGCAUAAACUCAAACACAAGGAGAAAGAUAAACACAGGAGAGAGUAUAAAGCUGAGCGCAGCCGGCACAGGCAGAAGGAGCCCAGGAAAGACGGCCACAGGAAUCUGGAGUUCGACCGCGAGUUCUGGAAGGAAAACUUUUUUAAAAGCGACGAGGCAGACGAACCUCUGAUGGUGAAAAAGGAAGGUGAGGACCUUGGCUCAGUCCAGAAGGGGCCUGAUUCUUCUCCUGUCAAAGAUGAGAGAAACUCAAAGGAGAAGCACUCUGCUGUGAAGGAAAAGAAGCCGAGAGAGGAACGGGAAAAAGACAAGACGGUGAAGAAGGAGCGAAGAGAGGCUGUGGGGAAAGAGGAGAAGGCAAAGGACUCCAAGCCUAGCGAGCACGACGAGAAGGUAGACUGUCAUGGACUGGGCCAGAGUUCAGAGGAGUCGCCGCAGAGCAGCGGCAUGAAAGAGGAGACAGAGGAGAAACCCAUCACAGCUGAUCAGGAACAGCUGGAUCCGUCCGAAAAGGCCUCACGUGACAAAUCGGAUAGGAGGCUUCCAGGAAAAGAAAAGGAUCCAGAUAAAACGGAGAAAAGACAUCUGGAAAAGGAGAAAAAAAUCAAACUGGAGCACACCGACAGGGCUGAGCCACAGAAUUCAGUCGACCGCUGGAAAGAAAAAGACAGAACAGGAACCGUCUCUAACCUCACACCUGGAGACAAAAGCCACAGAGAGAGUGAGAAACUGAAAUCUAUAUCUGCGGCAAAGAAGCACGAAGAUGGCAGGAAAACUAAAGAGAAGCUUGAGAAACGCUCUGAGAAAGAGCGGCAGGACAGGGAGUACAACACGGCAGAUCACAAAGAAAAAGAUCGAGCAAACAGUGAAAGGAGGGGGAAACUUCCUGAGAAAUCCACAGAUCACAGCAAGUCUGAACGCUUGAAAGAAAAGGACUGUGACAGGAAAAAGAAAGAUAAGAUAAAAGAUGGCAGCAUUUCAUCAGGCUCCAACCUAAAGUUACCGGUAGAAGAUAAGAGGAGCUGUCUGUCUGAGAGCGGCAAGGUCUUUUCUACAAAAUCCAAGGAAGAAGCCGCAAAGACGCCGGAGAAGGAUCGAGAGCGGCGGGAGCGGGACUACGACAGACACAAAGAUAAAGACAGGCACAAAGACCGCUCCCAGCAGGUCCGCAUCAACAAAACGAAGCCCAGCGAGGGAGACCCCGACAAGAGCAAACCAAAAACCCCCACAGCCAUCCGGGACGCUAAGCCGAAGGAGAAACGCCUGGUGAACGACGACCUGAUGCAGACAAGCUUUGAGCGAAUGCUCAGCAUGAAAGACCAGGAGAUUGAGCUGUGGCAUCGGAAACAUCUGGAAAAAAUCAAGCAGAAAGAACGGGAGAGGCUGAAACAACGGCCUCUGUGCGAGGCGGGAAAGUCCAAACCCAAAGACAAAACCAAACCAGAACUCUGUGUGAACAAAGAGCUGACACGCUCUAAAAGCUCGGAAUCAUCCGACGCCCACGGCAGAGAGAAACACCUGAAAGACGGAAACGUCAACAGGACGCUGUCUCUGGAUGGGAAGAGCGUCCCCGCCAUCAGCGCGAAGGUCAUCUCUGUGGUUGAAAACUGCCUGAGCAGAUCGCCUCGGCCAGAGAGCGACCGCGCUGGCCUCAUGUCCCGCUCUGUGUCUUUAGUCUCUGUAGCGAGCUCCGAGGAGUCCUAUCAGGCCACAACGUUAACUUCCAGACAUGCGGAGUACGACUCGGACUUGAACCUGGAGACCUUCGACUCCCAGCAAGCGUUUCUCCAGUCUUCCCUUGUCAUCCAAGCCGCCAGGUCCCCGUCCGCCCUUGACAGAGACUGUAACAGUCUUCCAGACAUUCCCCAGAGUAACCAGACGCUGUUGCUGGGGAAGCAUGAACCACAGUACCUCCAGAGUGUUCUGGAGGAGGAUCCCAGCUCAUGCGUUGAGACUGAUAGCAUGGAGCAUCCGUCCAAGUGUGGCCUUACCAGCACCACGGCAGAGGAACCCAAAACUAUGGAGAGCUCAGAACCCGAGGAGAACCUCGUCAUUCAACAAAACCUAAACCCAUCAGCUGAUCCAGUGACCGAAAACGAGGGCUGCAGUGCAACAGGACUCCCUAUUGGAGAUCCUCCAAAUAAAAACCAGAUGCUUCCACAACUCGAUGCCUCUCUGACAGAGCAGAAAUCUCCUCCCUCCCCAGAUCCUGCUCUAGUGAAAGACGUCUCCGGUCCAGCGGAAACCUUGCAGGAGGAAUGUUGGAGCAAAGAAUCGGAUCAGCCAUCGGGAUUUGACGAACAGUCUGCCCUUAUGGACACAGAGUCCCCCCCUCAAUCAGAGACACUACCAACUUCCAGCACAGAGAAUCGGUCGGACGGCCUGCAGGUGUCGGACCAUCAUGAUGUACCUAUGGAGAACCCUGCACAUGAGAACACGGACACGGGUUCAGAAAACCCAAUACCUGAGGGGGCGAAUAGUCCACCUACAACCGCUAGUUUGCACAUUCCUACGUCUGCUUCAAGAGAGUUCCCAGCAGCUGAAGAAGACAAACCAGUAGAUGAUCCAGACAACUCCCAGCCUUCAACUGAGGACCUAGAACCAUGUCCUGAUGGUCCCAUGGAGGAUGCUUUGUCCUCUGCAACCCCCGAACACAAGUCAGAGGAGACGACUGACGCUCUGGAGAGCUCAGAGAGCUGCACUGCUGCUGCAGCAGAGAGCUCUUCCCUUGAAGGCAGCAAAGAGGAAACAUCUGGCGCUAAAGCUGAGAUCCCCUCGAAGCCGAUGGAGGUCACACCAGCAGACGACAAAACAGAGUCAUCAGCUGCAGAAGAGACGCAGACUGACAGUAGCAAUACCUCCGGGAGCUCCUCACCGCAGUCUGGAGCCAGAGACUCAGAUUCCUCAGGAGCUAAGCUCAAAGUUCGCCCCACGUACGAGGAUGUGGACGUCCACGUCCCUCAUCCCCGCAAGAGGAAGAUGCCCAAGCCGUCCAACUCCCCGCUGUGCUCCUCUGCCCAGCAGGAGAAGGAGAAGUGCCAACAGUCCCUCGCAGCCAUUGUGGAUUCUGUGAAGCUGGAGGAGAUCGAGCCCUACCAGACAGAGCGGGCCAACCCGUACUACGAGUUUCUGCACAUCCGCAAGAAGAUCGAAGAGAAGCGCAAAGUGCUGUGCAACGUCACGCCCCAGCCACCGCAGUAUUACGAUGAGUACGUCACCUUUAAUGGAUCCUACCUCCUGGAUGGGAACCCACUCAGCAAACUCUGCAUACCAACAAUAACUCCGCCUCCAUCUCUUCCUGAGCCGCUGAAGGAGAUGUUCAAGCAGCAGGAGGUUGUCCGAAUGAAGCUACGGCUGCAGCACAGUAUUGAAAGAGAAAAGCUGAUAGUUUCAAAUGAGCAGGAGGUCCUCCGAGUCCAUUACCGGGCUGCAAGAACACUAGCCAAUCAGACGUUGCCUUUUAGCGCCUGUACUGUCCUAUUGGACGCAGAAGUGUACAACAUGCCUCAGGACAUCCAGAAUGAUGAUGGAAAAACAUCAGUGAGGGACAGAUUCAACGCCCGGCAGUUCAUGUCCUGGUUACAGGAUGUUGACGACAAAUUUGAUAAACUGAAGACUUGUCUCCUGAUGAGGCAGCAGCACGAGGCGGCGGCUCUGAACGCCGUGCAGCGUCUCGAGUGGCAGCUCAAGCUGCAGGAGCUUGACCCGGCCACCUACAAGUCCACCAGCAUCUUUGAGAUCCCCGAGUUCUACAUCCCACUAGUAGAGGUCAACGACGACUUCGACCUGACCCCGAUAUGAGCCAUGGAACGGCCCGGGUCUGUGGCUGUGUCUUCGUAGGGACAAAGAAGGAAAUGUGAAGCACUUAGAAUGUGGCGAUCACACAGAGGAGCACUUAGAGCAUAGGUGGCUUUUACUCCAGAGCUCUUUCUAAAGAGUCAAAUGAGGACAAAAAAAAAAAAGAAAAAACAGGGUCCCGGCUGCAGAAGAAGAAACUGGGCCAGGUGGAGCAGAGCAGUCACACCUGAAAGAUUUCAAAUGUUUUCAAAGUGUUCAUACGUUGUGUACAGACUGUGCUCUUAAUUUUUUAACUUAUUUUAUACAUAAAAAAUGUGCAUUUGUACAUAGUCAUGUAAUUAUUGUUUUAAACCUGUAAAAA
This is a messenger RNA of Cyprinodon variegatus (sheepshead minnow), 6276 nucleotides long. It is a transcript of the gene ankrd12, whose product is annotated as ankyrin repeat domain 12. NCBI's taxonomy places the organism in Eukaryota, Metazoa, Chordata, Actinopteri, Cyprinodontiformes, Cyprinodontidae. The transcript is spliced from 13 exons. Gene Ontology annotation, molecular function: protein binding. The coding region runs from base 249 to 5918 and encodes 1889 amino acids. Gene Ontology annotation, cellular component: nucleoplasm. The record is from RefSeq and is a predicted model, not a curated record.